GUGGAGAAGCGCAGCCGCAGGGAUGAGGAUCCGGCUGCAGGGUCCCGGCCACGCCGCCGGCCUCCUCGCCGAGCUCAACCGCUGCCGCCAAUCCCGCCGCUACUGCGACGUGUUCCUUCAAGUGGGAAACCGCACCUUCGCCGCACACCGAGCGGUGCUGGCGUGCUCCGGGACGUACUUCUGCACGCUGUUCGCCCGGGCGCCGACCUCGUCCACCGCCACCCUCUCGCUGGAGUUCGUCUCCCCGGCCAACUUCGAGAAGGUGCUGACGUUCGUCUACACGGGGGAGAUCCUGACCGACCUCAUCGACGUCGGGGUCCUGUACGAGCUGGCCGAGAGGCUCGGGGUCAGGGAGCUGGUCAGGGCCUGUCACGCCAUCUUCCCCGACCUGCAAGCGUCCGUGUCGUCGAACUGUAAACCCAGCAGUCCUGGAGACCUCGCUCUGGACCCGGCCGCUCCCACGGUGGCCGUCGUUAACGCGGCGGCGUCUGUGUCCGCGUCGUCUGUGUGUUCGUCAGCCGCCUCCUGCUCGUCUCUGUCUUCGUCCGCUGCCCCGACUCCUGCCGCCGCUCCCUCGCCUCUCUUCCAAGCCCGGGCGGUCAGGGCCGGCCGUGAGGUUCACUCCGCCGCUCUGACUGUGGACCUCAAAGCCGAGGAUGUUCAGUCUCAUAUCGGCUACGGGCGGAUGGCGUCGGAUCAUCAACUGCCAGGAGAACAUCUUUUAACCGGCAGCACCAGCUCCACUCAGAGUGACGCCCUGCUGCCUCCUGCUCCUGUGCUCCAGCUGAAGACGGAGCAGGGGCUGGAGGAGGAGGAGGAGGAGGAGGAGGAGGCAGGAGGCAGCUGUGAGCGAGGCAACAGAGACGGGCCGAUGGUUUCUGAGAGCUCAGGCGUCUCUCUGCCUCGGAGCAGCAACCCAGCACCCUCCGUUUCCUGCUCCUUCCCCGACUCCUCAGCUCAGCUCGUAGCGGAGGCCUGCGCCCCGACGUCGUCCUCGGGGGAGCCUCUGGGCGGCCUGCAGGUCAGGAUGGUGGAGCUGCAGAGGGACGGCGGGCUGAUGUUUAGGGAGGCGGAGGAUGGAGAGAGCGAGGAGCAGAGGGAGGCGGCUCUGCGAGGUAACGGAGCAGUGGAGGGAACGGAGGAGGAGCAGUGGAGACAGCUGGCGGGUGAGAUCAUCGAGCUGAGCGACGACGAGAACUUCAUGGAGGAGGCGGAUGAGGACGAGGAUGAGGACGACCUCGUGUGUGUGGAGAACGGAGACGGAGGCAACUCAAGCAGCCAGGUGACAAGAGACAUGCUGUCAUGUAAAGCCUGCGCGGUGCCUCUCCCUCCGGACCCGGCCGCCAUCAGACGACACGCAGACAGCCACCUGACGGAGCUGGGGCUCUGCAGGGUGUGCGGGGCCUCGUUCCCGGACCGUGCCGUCGGCGUCGCCCACUCGCUCUCCCACGUUGGGGUGCAGCUGUUCACCUGCGACAUGUGCCACCUGCAGUUCUGCAGCCAGAGCAAACUGCUGCGUCACCACCACCAGGAAUCGUCGGGUUACACAAUACCACAGGAGGCGCUCACCAGCGGCGGCGGCGGCCAGGGCCUGAGCUCCGAGCUGCAGUGUGCCGUGUGCACCAAAACCCUCAGCAAGGACUUCCAGACCGUCAAAGAUCACCUGCUGAACCACGUGUGUCCUCAGAGUCUGAGCUGUGGAGUGUGUCACCUCCCUCAGCUCUCCCUGUGCUCCCUGCUGUGGCACACCCUCUCCCACCUCUCACUGCCCGUCUUCACCUGCCCGCACUGCGGCCGCUGCUUCGUAGAGCGUCUCCUCCUGGACAGACACAUGACUGCACAUGCGGAGGAGGCCGCAGCCAAGGAGAGGGAGCGAUUGGUGCUGAGGACUUACAGAGUCAGGGAGGAUGAAGUCGGGGCGGGAGGCAUGGCGGGCGUGGAGGAGCUGCACUGCUUCCUCUGCCCGCAGACUUUCCGCUCAGCGUCUGCUUUCCAGUAUCACCUCAGCGUGCACACCAACGAGUCCCCGGGGAGCGGUGGAGGUGCAGGGAGCCAAAGCUGGUUGGGCAAACGUAAAGCGGAGCAGUCUCUGGACUGUCCUCCAUCUUCCUGCUCCGCCUCUUCUCCACGGGACGUCAGUGGCCUCGUUAAAGUGAGCAACCUGGGUUUGGGCCUGGGAAUGGGCUUCAGCAUGCCAGACAAGUAUUUUCAGGCGCCAGUCCAUAGCUUGUCCUCUGGGCUCCUGCCCAACGGGAUCUCGGGGCAGGACGGAGGAGUCGGAGCGGCGGCGGUUCGGGGGAAAUGGUACCGGUGCCGAUACUGCGGGAAACGGUUCGCCCACUCGGGGGAGUUCACCUACCACCUCCGCAUCCACACCGGUGAAAAGCCCUACCAGUGCAAAGUGUGUCUGCGUUUCUUCAGAGGCCGCUCCACCAUGAUCUGCCACCUGAAGACACACGCCGGCGCUCUCAUGUACCGCUGCACCGUCUGCGGCCUUUACUUCUCCACACUGAAGCUGGUGUCGUCACACAUGGAGCUGCACAAGGACCACCUGCCGCCGGACUUCAACAUCGAGCAGACCUUCAUGUACAAUGAUCACUCGAAGGAACCGCUGCCCACUGUGGACACCUGAUCGGCUCGGUGUCGGCCGGGUGCGUCCGUCCUCGUCCCUUGUCCCUCUGACACUGACCCUGUGUCUGGUUGCCGUGGACCACAUACUGCAGAUUACAGUAACUAAUCAUGAUUUCUUAGAUAAAAUCUCAAUAGCUCGUGAGAAUAUCUGUCACAGCUGUUCAGGGCUCGAUGAGGCAUCUUAAAAAUGUCAGAAGUCUGAAACCCACAAAUAUAAAUAAAUAUUGAAAAUAUUUGGAAUUUCUGCUUAGACAUAGAAUGUAGUGGACAUGUGCUGCUCACUGGACAACCUGUUCGAGGUCCAGUGUCUCAAACAGCCACUUGGUGGCAGCGUGUCCUGCGUGUCAGUGAAAGAACGUACGUCUGUGUUGACUGUGCUGCAGUCGUCUUCUGAUGUUAAAUCCAAACACGUCUGUGUCUUUAUAUCAGGACCAGUUUGUGAUGUCAGUGAUGGAUAGUUCAUUAUUAAAGUAGCGACUCGUUGUAGCACAGAAAUUAUUUUCCUAUAAUAUAUUCACAGUUUCACACACAGAUUUUUUUAAUCUUUUAAAGUUUCAUGUUUUCACUUCACAGAGCAAAAACUUACAACCCAGAGAAUUGAAUCUGUCGUUGGAACAUGUUUGUUUGUUUUGAUGCUGAUUAUAAUCAGAUCUUUAUCAAUCAGGAAAUGACAUUUAGUCACGUGUUGUAUUCACGUGUGUGUGUUCCGUGUUGUGGAUAUUUAAGUGCCCAUCACACGAUAUUUGUGUCUUACCUCAUAUUUAUGAUGACAGUGCUAUUUUUUUUAAUGUUUUUCUUUUAUAAUAAAUGCCUGUAGGACUGUUGCUCCCCUUUAAAUGAUUUGUUUUGACCUGUUCCGAUGCCCCGCGACACAAAAAAACACCCAUCAUCAGAAUUUCAGUGAUUAACUUGCAGAAAUCUAGAAUUGUGAACCUCCUGUUUCCAGGGGCCCGUGACCUUUGCCCUUUUCAAAGCCUGUUUCUCUUCCUGCCAUUGUGCCGUCCGUGGACCCUUUUCCUCUGCCUGCCUUCUUAUCGUUCAAAACGUUGAAUGUGACACAUUCCAGAUGGAAACAGAAAUGGAAGUAAAUGUAAUCAGAGAACAGCAAACUCAGUAAAAUAAACACGUAAA
Molecule: messenger RNA, 3762 nt
Organism: Paralichthys olivaceus (Japanese flounder)
Lineage: Eukaryota; Metazoa; Chordata; Actinopteri; Pleuronectiformes; Paralichthyidae
Source: RefSeq, a predicted model, not a curated record